AUGCCUGCAACUUUUAUUCUUAUGUAUUUAUCAUCAAUUAUAAUUACAUUAUUUAAUAUAAAAUCAUAUGAAUUUCGUGAAGUUUUAUUUUUACUCUAUUAUAUUAAUAGUGCAUGUAAUCCACUAAUCUAUUCAUUUUUUAAUGUUAAUUUUCGUAAUGAUAUUCGUCGUAUAUAUAAAUAUCACAAACAUAUAUAUUUAACUUGA
This is a messenger RNA of Rotaria sordida, 207 nucleotides long. NCBI's taxonomy places the organism in Eukaryota, Metazoa, Rotifera, Eurotatoria, Philodinida, Philodinidae. The record is from the annotation of a GenBank genome assembly.